Molecule: messenger RNA, 786 nt
Organism: Rotaria sordida
Lineage: Eukaryota; Metazoa; Rotifera; Eurotatoria; Philodinida; Philodinidae
Source: the annotation of a GenBank genome assembly
AUGAAUAACUUUUUUGCUUGUAAAAAUGGUCAAAAUAUUUCAUGGACAUCUGUAUGUGAUGGUUAUAAUCAAUGUAAAGAUGAUUCAGAUGAACAAAAUUGUUAUUGUCAAGGUGAUGUUUAUGCUUGUUUACAAGGAAAUAAUGUUAGUUGUAGGAUUGCAUGUGCAACUUAUGGUCGUGUUACUUGCUUAACAUAUCAAAAUACACGAGCAUGUGAACAUUAUAUACACGAACAUAGUAGUAGUACAAUUCACCUUGAUAUUAGUUCUACGAGUGAAUCAUUUAUAUUAACAAAUGAUUUUGAUGCACUUCGAUAUUCAGCUUGUUUAGCUAUUAGUAUAUUAAUAUUUGUUUCAAUUUUUUCCAUACUUAUUUAUUUAAUUCGUAUAAAUCCUUCAAAAUUAUUCUUCUCUUAUACAAAUAAAUCAUUUAAUACAAAUUUAAAUCGAACAUCGACAAAUAGAUUAUCAUCUAUUAUACAGCAACAACAACAACAACAAUCUUCUUCAUUAAAUUUAUCUCAAACAUAUAAUAUAUCAACAUCUGAUAUUAAUGAUUUACCACCAUCUUAUAAUUAUUUAGAACAAAAUUCAAUAUCAAUAAAUGAUUUUUAUGAACCUCCACCAUAUCCUGGUCCAUCAUUAUCUUCAUCUAUAGAAAAUUCGAAUUCGAUCUAUUAUGAACCAAUAAAAAUACGAACAUUAUCAAAUUCAAUGUCUAUGUUACAUCCAAUGCUUUUACCAGAACCACAUGUAUUAACUAAGAUUCGAACACAUCGUGUAUAA